AUGGGGGUGGCUGGAUAGAGGCGCCUAACGGCAGCUGAGUCGCAUGAUCCGUUCAUUCGGGCUCGCACGGCUACUGUCGUCUCCGCUCGGGUCCGCUCUACGCGUUUCGAAGAAGCGCCAGGCGAGUUUACCGACACUCUCGCGUGCCACAGCGCUCGCGUUUGUUCGCGUUAGCUUCGUCCUCCCACGCGUGCAAUCGCCUCGUACGUUGUCGCGCGUACUCUUUUCUCAUUGUUUUCCGCGUCUAGUUUCCGAUCGCUACCCCUCGUUGCACGUUCUCCCGAUGACGUUCGCCACUAAUUAUAUAAGUUCGAACUGAUCUACGCGCGUGCACGAUUAGUUGUUUGAUUAAACUGAACGAACGGAUGGUUCGAUCGAGCUUAAUCAUCCAGAAAAGUGUCCGAGUGAUUCUGCGAGCAUACGUAAAGUGUAUUGUAUUACAUAUCGGUCAAUGAUCUUGAUCAAUGUUAUUUACGGUUUGAUUAUUUUAACUUGAAACUAAUUAAUGUGGAACGGUACAGUGGAAACAGGAGAAUACUUGGUGCGGUUUAAUGAUUAUGCCCGGUAGAUUGUACAGUUAUGUUAGUUUUCCCGCGAUUUUCGCGGGCUUGUGUGUUUUCGAGGAACAGACACUACGAGUGUAAAUUUGUUUCGUCGAAAAAUCGGCACGCGGCUUUGAGCCGAUUAAACGUUUGACGGAAAGUGACUUCAGGCUGAUCGCUAGAUUUUAGGUAAAUAGGGGCUCUGAUUGCCAUUGCCAAAGAGAAAACGGAGCUUUGAUCCUUUAGCUGGAAAACGUGAUACGUCGUUCGCAGAUUUUCGGUUUACAAGAGUUGCCACGCUGCAUUUUAAAUAAAAAUGCGUUUAUGGUGAACCAGUGAACAUGAAGCAGGAUCUUCUAUUUGACAAGGCAAGAUCCGUGGACCAUUUAGCUGUGAAAAUGGAUUUUCUCUCACAAAAUUAAUAUCUCAUUUUUAUUUUAAUAUAAAUAUAAAUUGAAGUGAAUUCAGGAUGUCGGGAGUGAUGGAAAAUUGCUUUAGAAGCGAAGAAAGAGUUCCAUCGACAAAGCAGAGAUGCAUACAAUGCAUUUAAAAUUAACAAUCUGAGUGAAUACAAAACGCGUGUAUUGUGUGUACUUGAAUCGUGUAAUGCAAGGACCGAUAUUGCUAAUUUCCAACAUCGAAAUCAGGAAUACAACGAAUUCUAUUGCACGAGGGAUUAAUUAUUUUCCUAGCAAGUGCGCAAAAUGUUCGACUCUCUGGGACCUACGACGAGUUCUCUGAUUCGACGAGGGAAUCGCAGCAGCUCGAAGCCAAUCAAGAGUUUAAAGCCCCUGUCCUGAGCGAAUCUGCAAAUUAAGGCGGAUUAUUUCGCAUCCUAGCGUGAAAUCGGUUAAUGUCGCUACGUUGCUGGCGGGAACUAAGUAGCCGCAGUUGUACGCUGAAUCUGUAUUUACGUCGAGACGUGCGGCCACAGUUCCGAGGCGGAAUCGACGUGUCGUUUCUUAUCCUGACGUCCGUUUGGCUCGGGGACGUUUGUCGAAAGGGGUAAUGAGGGGCCAACCGGAUUCCACGUAGGGACUGGCCCUUCUCGAUCUCAGAGAUGUGGCGCCAUAUACGGUACUCGACCCUCGGGCUUACCAUCGUCCUGUUGACCAUCCAUGAGGUAGUCCUCGUGCGGGCUGGUGAACAAGAGAGGAAGGUAUGGUACGAAGCGGCGACGCGCGCGAUCGAAGCCCGUAUCCGCGCGUCGGCGGCAAGUUCGAGCGUCAGCGGGACGACGCCACCGGGCGGCGUGGCGCGGGGCGUCGUUCUCUUCGUCGGCGACGGGAUGGGGAUGAGCACACUCACGGCUGCGAGGAUUCUCUCGGGUCAACGUCAUGGAAACACGGGCGAAGAAGCGCAACUCGCCUGGGACAGCUUUCCAGCCGUCGCUCUCGCAAGGACUUACAACAUGGACGCCCAAGUUGGAGAGUCGUCGGCUUGCGCGACGGCGUUACUCUGCGGGGUUAAAGCCAAUUACGAAACCGUCGGUCUGGACUCUUCCGCACGCUUCGAGAAUUGUUAUUCCAGUUCUGAUGCCCGUGUACCAUCCCUUAUCAAUUGGGCGCAGGAGCAGGGUAAAUCGACAGGAUUGGUGACGACCACUAGGGUGACGCAUGCGACGCCGGCAGCCCUUUACGCCCACGCAGCCAGUCGUUACUGGGAGGACGAUGGCAAGGUGCCACCUGCUGCACGGAUCAAAUGCAAGGACAUCGCGCGUCAGCUGCUCGAAGACGAGCCCGGUCGUAACAUCAACGUGGUGUUGGGCGGUGGGAGACGUCACUUCGUACCGAAAGUAACUCAGGAUCCGGAGGAACCGGACAAAGAGGGCAGACGACUAGACGGAAGAAACCUAAUUGAAGAGUGGUCGAGGAACCAUCGGUUGCGAAACUCGGCCGCAAAAUAUGUCGCUAACAAGGAACAGUUCGAGAGCGUUGAUCCGCGGAAAGUGAACCAUCUGCUAGGACUAUUUUCUUAUUCCCACAUGGACUUCGACGUCGACCGAAACACGAACGGAAGUGGAGACCCAUCGCUGGCCGAAAUGACGAUAAAGGCGCUCCGCGUCUUGGCGAAAAAUCCCGAAGGAUAUUUCCUCUUCGUCGAAGGUGGCAGAAUCGACCACGCACAUCACUACAACAAUGCCUAUCGAGCAUUGGACGAGACCCUAGCGCUGGAGGAAGCAGUGAGGGCCGUGAUGAAGGAAGUCGACUUGUCAGAGACGCUGCUCGUCGUGACGGCGGAUCACUCGCACGUACUCACUCUUGGUGGUCUAGCAACGCACCGUGGGAAUCCUAUAUUCGGUUCUGACAGCAAGGUGUCCGAUGUUGACGGACAGCCGUAUACAACGUUGUUGUAUAGCAACGGACCCGGGUACACGCAACCGAGGAAUAUUUUACGAGAGGCUGGCAAGGAUUCCAUUCAGACAGCGGGUGUGCCACGGGCUUGGGCAACACAUGGCGGAGAGGACGUGCCGGUGUUCGCCAUCGGUCCUCUGGCGAGUGUCUUGUUCUCCGGUAGUGUGGACCAGAGCUACAUACCUCAUGCGAUCUCGUACGCCUCCUGUCUGGGUCACCACGCGAGCCGUUGCUCCCGAGAUUCUACGUCCGGCAACGACACAAUGAGCAUUCCGAUAAGCUGUCCCUCGGCGGAGCCGAACAGCGCCGCGAUAUCCAGCGACGUGAUGAACGACCAGGCCAGGAAUCCACCCACGAAAUCCGGCGCGUCUCUCGAACCGGCCGGCUCCCGUAUAUUGGCCGGUGUUCUCCUGCCCCUUAUCCUCGCCACUCUACCCUGUACCACGUUCGAGGGAACGAGUUAAUGCCCAUUAGAGCCUCUUCCGGUGAACGAAUCCCAGCUACGUGCGACCUGAACUAUACUGUUUGGGAAACUUUUGGUCAAUCCUCUAUUAUAAUGGGACAACAGGUGAUUCGAUUGAUCGCGUCAGUACCAGGAUCGAAUAUCUUCAUAACGUUCGUACGGCUCUGGUUGGGAUGAUGAAUCAGUUCUAAAUAAGAUCAGAUCAACCGGAUGAGGGAGAACCGACUAACGACGUUUUAAUUUUUAUUCUAUCCUUCGGUGAGAUAGAAAUCCACGAGAAAUCGUGUAUAAAAUAAGGAAAUAAAUGGCUUCCGUGGAGGAUACGAGGGAGCGGUCCGUGGACUGUAUUCGGGUUUCUAAGCGCGCGGGUAUAGUUGAAUAAUUUAUCAACUCAGCUCGAUACGUCGGGGGAACGUCGAUCGAGAGCGACGCCUAUUCCACGACGCAAGCUAUUCGGAAAAUCCAUGCUGUAGGUUAAAUGGACGGCUAAUGUACGGCGAGGGGAUGUCUCUUAUCUCGCAACGGUGUUACGCCGCGCCGCCUCGAAGGCAACCGGGAUUAAUACUGAGCCUGAGCAUCGCUUCUUCCUGAGAACGUCCGCGCGUAAAACGUGUACGUGGAUCGUGGUAGCUCCUGUUAAUCAGUGUCGGGAAUCGAUUGAUGAUCUUGCAUACUGCGCGAUCCCGGAGACGUUCCGAUGGGAUCAAGGAUCGUUCUAACGCGUGUCGAUGUGUUUUGUACACCGAUCGCGUGGGAGACCUGGCAGUUUAUCGAGGAGAAUGCGUCUGAAAGGACUCAAAAUACUAUUGAACGACGCGGAACGAAGAUCCCUCCGAUUCUCUCCCGUGGCGCCGCUCGUUUCGACGAAAAGUUAAUGAUGGUUCUUGCCUAAUCUCAUGGAGAAUUUAGUGGCACGUGGAGAUUCAAAGCAGUUUGGGGGACAAUUUGCGACGAUCAUGACUGUCCCAAAGCUGCCGGUGGAUUUUAUCGUCUUUCGAAAUUUUCACGGAAUAUAAAUGGGGUUUACAAGUGUUACGUGACGGAGGCCCCCUCGGUACGCUCGGUUCGAUUAAGGGAGUCAAGUUUGUCGGGACACGAUCGUUGAAACAAAGUGUUGAGUGUGGAAAACAAUGUUCCACGUGAAAAUGUUACAUGACUUUGUUACGCUUUACUUUCUAGUCUACUCGAUUUUCGAAGCGAUUGCGAAGUCGCGCGUAUCAUGUGUGAUGUUAGGAAUUAAACGAUUGUCGAAACCAACGUACACAGACACCGUAUUAAAUAUGUGAAACUGUACGUAUCGACCGUUUUGUUUUAAACAUGGGAGAUAGUAAAGAGUAAGGCUCUGUAAUUACGUUUGGAUUAUCGAUAUAAAGCGUAUAGUUGAGAGAAAGUGAAUAAAACGUAGGAGAAUAAAUUUUUUCUUCAUUGUUUUGUUUCUAUUAGUUAAAAGUCAUUUCGUGAAAUGUAUUAUACGGAUAAAAGUACGAGACGAAAUGUGUAAAAUUUGUAUGAUAAAAUGAAAGUAUAAUAUUUUAUCAGCAAUAUUUUGUUCUCUACUUACACGGUUCUUCGAAAUUCUUAUUAUAGCCAUCGGCUGUUUGUAUGUAUCAUUAAUCACAUCACUUUUGUAUUUUUUUUUUUAUAGAGAAGUUGAUAAUACUUUGAACAUCGUUAAUAUCAGGAAUUGACUGUAACAAAUAUCUCAGACAACGUGUACUUUAAUGGUUGAUUUAUGUUACUCAGAAUCCAAAUGGGAUCGAAUACAAACGGUAUCGGAACUGUUCCAAAGAAGUUUCUCAUUAGCAUUCGAAUGGAGAUUUCAGGGUUUGGAAGUGGUCGAUGGACGCUGAAUUCUCCGAAGGAAAUUCGCGUUUAAUUCAAAUUUAUGAUAAUUCGUCCUAUGAUAUCAAAUUUAAUAGCGAUUCGUUGCCGCCUGGAAUUUCACGGAAUCACGGCGACUAUUUUUAGGUCGUCUGUCGACUGGAACGGUGUGAUUUGAUUGACCGUGUUCGCGAUAAAAGUGCGGAAAAGUAGGAAGGAUUAAGAGCGAAAGUGCUCCGCUUGCGAUCGAUACGGAGGUGACACAAACGGCGAGAAUCAACCUUUCGCGCGACGAAAUCAGAUCCAUUUUAGUUUUCGAUUACUGCCGCGUGAAAAGAACAUUUUUCGUGCCAUUGAGACAUCUCGAUUCGCAAUUCAUUCCUCUCUAAUAAUAUAAUACAAAUAUAUUUAUUUUUAUUCACAUACAACUAUUCGUCAACUUUACGACCUUCAGAUUUAAAAUCAAAUUUUACAAAGGGUUUUAAAAAGCGUAGGAGGCGUCGCGGAUUAUAAUUUCGAUCCAUCACGUGCAACAGGAAAAUCCAUUUAGAUACAAUCUCUCGCAUACUUCCGGCACAAAUUCGAAAUAAAAUCAGCGAGGUUCUAUGCAGAUUGAUUCGCAGAUUUUUUCAGAAAAUGCGAUCUCUGUGUCGUUACGUGCGAAUCGGGCUGCUGAAAAUUUUAAAGCGAAUGAGAUAUGGAAUUUGAUUUCGCCGUCACCCGACCUCAUCGAUACGUUCUAUUUUCAACUACUGCCGAGAUCAGCAAUGGGAUAUCUCUCGCCUCGUCUUCCAAUACACACACGUGUUCGCCCAUCCACUCGUCGAAAAACUUAAUUUUGGUCCUCGAUAUUUUCAGUUUGUAUCCCUUUCUCCUCGACUUUUCCAUUAAAAUUGUAAUCAAAACCUUCGCGCCGUUGACGGGAAAUUAGUUUACUUAGAUAUGGUACCUUCGCUGCGAGGGAAGAUCGUCGCAAAGAGCGGAGAAUUCAUUCUCGUGAUAUCGCGAAGGCCGGGUAAUUUCGUGGAUGCGAAACUGGUUUCGCUUAAUUCGCUUUAAACAGAAUUUCUUGCGCGAUGAUGAAGUGAUCACGAGCAACGCUUCAAAGCGCGACACAAUGGAGAUUUACUCUCCUCAUGUUAAACGAGUUAUGUGCAUUAUUUUUCAUCCUUACAACCUUAUAUACUAACUUGUUAUUGUUCGGGCAAGCGUGUGUAACGAGGAAAUCAGACAUCUUUGAGUAACGUUCACUUUGUAAAAUAAAUAAUAAUAUCGAACUCUAGUAAAUUAUUCUUUGUACUUAAGCUGUCGCUACUAUGGAAUAAAGUGAACUUUAUAACAAGAAGCGGGGGAGACUUUGUAUAAGUCAAACAUUCAAAUUUAUGCGCAGUUGCUCGAGAAAAUGGUGACAAUGAUUAAACAAUGGUCAGACGUUCAAGGUAAAACAAACUUAGCCGUCGACAUUGGAGGGAGAUCUGGCAAAGUUAACAACGAGGCUUCGAGCGGGACAAAAAAAGAUUAAUUGUGAAGCUUGAAAAACGAGCAUUUCAGCUUAGUGAACUUUAAAGCGAGACAAACUCCUUCGUCUGCUGUUUCCCUUGGUAUUCCUUAAAAAAAAAAGAAAAGAGAAACCAUCGUUUCCGUUCUUCGUUUCUGCUCACGAUAUAAACUGUUCCCCGAAGUUUAACACAGUACGAUAUAUUCCUGCUUUUAUUAAAUUUAUCACUGUUGUUCCAGGGGAAUACUUUGAGAAUUAUGCACGAAUUUAUGCUGUAGUUGGGUCUACCAUGAGUUUUGUAUGCAAACUGUAUACGUAUACAUAUGUAGGUAAACUAAGAAUACAAAACAAAGAAUAAUCCUGAAUCCUAACAUGGAACUUAACAAGCUCAAACUCUGAACCUUAGAAUACAUCCCAGGACCUUUUCCCUGUUUUUGAAGCGCAUGCAUCGUAAUAUCUGUACAUUUCCAUGACAGAAAGAAAAGCAAACUGACGUCAGUACGCAUCCACGUAUAAAGAAUGAGGAACAAUGAACAUUACGGAGUUGAGAAGAUCGAACGCUCUCAAACAACUCCGAUAUUGAAGGCGAUCGUAUUGGAGAAGUUUGAGGAUAUUAAAAAUAUUUUCGAAUUUCAAACCAGUUUGCCCUAACAAAUUGCAACGUACCCGGACACACACGAGCAUUUACAGCAGAUAAAGUUUCAGAUGUCAGCUGCUAACUCCGGUAACAAGCAAACAGUUAACCAACUUCGCCAGACAGUGGCUUGAAAACUAUCAGUGCAAUAUCCACAUCAAUUGCCCAUACAAGUCAGCAAUUUCGAAAAGUUGUUAGAACUAACUAACAUUAGCGCGAGAGUUUUGGUAAAGGCAUGAACGGGGUUAUUUUAGAAAUUUUAUUUUCGAAAAUACAGUUUCAGAAGUUAAUUUAAAAAUCAAUGAAACGUAAAUAAGGAGAAAUUAUGUGUACCAUUACAAGAAUAAAUUCCAUUGACAAAUAUAUAAAAAUGGAUGUAUAAUAGUAGUCUCCAUUUUUUUUCGAAAGAGAGUUCGUGUCGAACCAAUAUCGUUAAUCAAUAAAAGACACUGAAGCGCAAAGGAUCGUUGGGCACAUCCACGCAGGUCGUCGCGCGAUCUUGCAGCUUGUCUAAGCCAUAAAACCCUUUUCCUCAGCAAAGGGGGGACAGCGUAUUCUGAACGACAACGAAUAUCCUCGCUAUUCGUCAGAGGCAUCGUGCCUCUCGAACAUGCAGAUAUUUCACAAGCAUUACCUUGUUUCUUUCUUACGACCCGUUUUACGGUUGUAUGUUCUUACGAGCUGGUCACCACCUCUGCAGGGAAGCGUUUCCCAGCAUUAAUAAAAGAAUGCAGUAAACGUGGUACCUUGGCAUGCUGUUCGCGAACACGUCGUAAAUAUGUUGUAAAUAUUUUUUGUGAGACGUGUAAAUCGUUCAAAUGUAAACGGGUCUUAAACGGAAUAUCGACUUAACUAGAACGGGUAACAGCAAUCUAGCUUUUUAUUCAAAAGCUUUUUAUUCAGAAGGAGAGUUAGAAAUAUUGUGAGAUGUGUUUUAGAAUUGCUACAGAAAUUGAUUAAGUAAAGGAUUAAGAACUUUUCUGACACAGUACAUCAUGCCGAUAGCAAGGCCAGCCUGGUUUCGAAAAUUCGAGCAAUUUCUGUUAGGCGAGGAAUCGAUUUUCGCGGCCUAACUCGGGGAUUAAUCCAGGCCGGUAAAUUUGGUGAAAUAGGAAAAACUCGAGGCGGCUCUUCCUCUCGUUGAAAGAUUUCGAAACGGCGAAAUCGAGCGAACCGGUCUCGUGAUUGAAUUGAGGAGCACGAGAUAAAACUGAACGGCCACCAGUCACCUACAACCUUUAGGCUCUUCUUUCCCUUUUCUCUUUCACCUUUCUCGAAACCAGAUUUCUCUCCUCGCUAGUUAGGUAAACGGGAAAAUGAAUUUCAAAUUGCAGUGAAAAAAAAGAGAUGAUAUUUUCAAAUAGGUUUUAAUUGAUUGUCUGAACUCAGAGAAACUGUAAUAACAAUGACUCGAAUAAUAGAAUUUGCAGAAAAUAGAACGUUCUGACGUUGGAGCAUCGUCUAUUCAAUUUACAUAUUUCUCCGGGGUAUCAAUGUUAAUAAACAGAAAAUUAAUCAGGGUUGAAAAUACGACGAAGAAAAUGGGAAGAUUCUGACAAGGGAAAGACGGAGCAUGGAUUUGUCAGAAAACAAACGAAAGCGUAAUCAUAGCGGGGCCAGAGAUUAAUUAACUUGCUGUGUUCUCGUGGACAGGCGAUGUCGCAUCGGUCUUUCAAACUUUAGUCAUUUGAAAUUUGCACACGACCGGCGCGAGGAGAAAUGAUGCCAAUUAAAACAGCAUCUCUUCGUUUAUUUCUUGAUGACGGUAUUGAUUAAUCGGUCGCCGUUAAUUUUCAUCGAUAUUGACAAAUUUGUGUUCAAAGUUGCGUGUCAAAUGGAACCACAGAACGUAAUUAGCAGUAAUUGAAUAUCGAAAAUACCUAUCGAUAUUGUAUAACAACGUGGAAACGCAAGAGCAGAGGAAUAAUGUAGAGAUGAACUGAAAUAACAAUAUUAAUUACGUUCGAUCAUUUUCUUUUUAAAUGUAAAUGAAUGUUUCAAUGAAUAACGAUUGCUUUCAGAGGAAAUAAACACAAGUUUUGUCAUAAGUUUGUAGGACAUAAUCGAAUGUUAAUGAAUAAGCUAAAUAAUUUAUCAUACAUUUUACAAUAAGGGCACGAUUCAAAUUCAGUGAUUCAUUUGUAAACGUUUGUAUUAUUUUUAGCAAUAAUUAAUCGACAUGUUUCACCGGACAACGAUUUACAGUUUAAAUAACGAAAUAAUACAUAUACAUAAAUGUAUGUAUAUCUAUAAUAGUUUUGCGUUCAAGUGGACUGUUUUUACAACGUUAACUUUACAGGGUCUUUUACGAAAUGAAUUCAGCAACGGGAAUGAAUAUUAAAUAAUAAACGAAGCACAGAAAGUAAUUGCGUAGAUGUAUACACAGAUACUUUAGGAUCAGUAAUUUUUAUAACAUUUCUAUUUGUUAGAAUUAUUAUCUACUUUGGUCUCUUUCGCGUAAACUACAUUACAUUCUAAGUAUUUUCAAGAAACACAAUUCCUAUUUAUGUUAAUUUCUCAUAUCUGUUUCAUUGUAAUAUAAUCAUUGAACACGUGAUAAUAUACAUGGUUGCAAGAAGUUACUGAUCAGCUUGAAUCGCAGCCACUGGCGACAAUAAAGUCCCAAAUUGUUGAUAAAUACUCAUGACGAAGGAUUUGACAAGCGCUGUUAGAAGCACAAGACAUGCCUAUCCAAAGUUUACACACGAUCAGGAAAUUAACUUUAUCAAUUCGAUGAGACAUCAAGAAUUUUGCACACGUAAGAGUGUUCGUGGCACUUGGUGGUACUUAUCCAUGAUUUUCACGGCUACAGUAAAAAGUGAAAAAAGAAUGUAAGCAGGAAAACUGGCUUUAGAUGUUAUUCACGUCCCUCAGAAUCGUUUGUUACACAUUGCGUUCAUCUAGUGCGUGCGUGUAUGCGUGUCUGUAUUACGAGUAUGAAACUUAUCACGAUCGUGCGGAUCCAAUUUAAUGUUCUGGAAUUCAAAUAAAAAUCUUAGAGUCGCGGAUCUAUUGUAAGAAACGCGAUAAUCCGUGAGACCAAAAGUGCGAGACGCACGCGGAGACGAAUGGAACGAGCUCACCGAUUUAUGUAUGCACACCUAAACACACGCAGUAUGUAAGGAAAUAAAUAUAAAUUAUAUAUAAAUAUAUUUCUGUAAAUAAAAUGGACACGAAUUAUAUUACGAAUGGAAUUUACUAUAGAUAUCUGUAUAUUAUUGUUUCAUAAAAAAAAGAUUACAGAAAU
Molecule: messenger RNA, 10559 nt
Organism: Ceratina calcarata
Lineage: Eukaryota; Metazoa; Arthropoda; Insecta; Hymenoptera; Apidae
Product: alkaline phosphatase
Exons: 9
Coding region: 1603-3360 (585 amino acids)
Biological process (GO): dephosphorylation
Molecular function (GO): alkaline phosphatase activity
Source: RefSeq, a predicted model, not a curated record